AUGAAAAUCUAUAAAAUAAUUAUAUUAUUAGUCUUUAGUUUUUUUGGUUUGAUAAGCAAUGAGGUUAUAAAAAAACCAACUAUUUUAAUUGGUAUAUUGGUAAGAAAUAAAGCACAUACAUUGCCGUAUUUUUUAAGUCUUCUUCAAGAUUUGGAGUAUCCUAAAGAUCGAAUUAGUUUAUGGAUUCGAAGUGAUAACAAUGUGGAUAAUUCUAUUGAAAUAUUAAAUGUCUGGCUGAAUGAAGAAUUGUCUAAUUAUCAUUUGGUAAAUGUUGUGUUGGAUGAAAAGUCUACGGGGAUUGAAGAUGAAGAGGAUAUUGCUGAUUGGUCGUCUAAUCGUUUUACACAUGUUAUUAAUUUACGUGAAGAAUUAUUUAAUUAUGGACGUAAAAUUUGGGCCGAUUAUCUUUUUAUCCUUGAUGCUGAUGUAUUUUUGACAAAUCCCAAAACUUUGGAUUUAUUGGUAGCCAAGAACAAGACAGUAGCAUCUCCAAUGCUAAAAUCCGACGGUAUGUACAGUAAUUUUUGGGCUGGAAUGACUUCAGAGUACUAUUACAUGCGUACAGAACAAUAUACUCCGAUAUUGAAUCGUGAGAACCCUGAUUGCCAUGAAGUUCCGAUGAUCCACAGCGCAGUGCUAACUGAUUUACGUAGACAGAGCAGCGAUUACCUGACAUACAAAUCAGAGAAAUUAGAAAACUACGACGGGCCUCAAGAUGACAUCAUAACAUUCGCUCGCUCCGCAAAUUUAUCUUCAACGCCUUUGUAUGUUUGUAAUGACGAAAUCUACGGAUAUGUGAUGGUGCCACUGGAGAGUCAAGAUACCUUGGAGCAUGACUACCAGCAAUUGACGAAUUUAAAACUAGAAAUUUUGUCUCUGCAAGCUGAGCUGCCUCUCUCGCAAUCUAUGAAGAAGUUUAUCACGUAUCCCAAGAAAGACAAGCUGGGCUUGGAUCAUAUCUACAUGAUCAACUUACGAAGGAGACCUGAGAGGCGCGUCAGGAUGCAUCGCUGCUUUGACGAACUGGGUAUCGAAGCAGAGACAGUUGACGCAGUUGAUGGCAAACAGCUAAAUGAAAGCGUUUUAAUAAACUCUGGAGUUAAAAUGAUGCCUGAGUACGCGGAUCCUUAUCACAAGAGACCCAUGAAGAUGGGAGAGAUCGGCUGCUUCCUCAGUCAUUUCAACAUCUGGAAUGACGUUAUUGAUAACAAUUACGAAAAAGUUAUGGUACUUGAAGAUGACGUACGCUUCGAGCCAUUUUUCCGUAAUAAAGUCAAUUUUAUCAUGAAAGAGCUGGACAGACUGAAGAUUAACUGGGACCUGGUGUACUUGGGAAGAAAGCGAAUGCAAGAACGAGGCGAAGAGUAUGUUGAUGGCUCCGAUUAUUUAGUCUACGCUGGAUAUUCUUAUUGGACUCUUGGGUACAUUUUGUCCGGGUCUGGUGCUAAGAAAUUAUUAGAAGCCAAACCUUUGGAUUCACUCGUCCCUGUGGAUGAAUUCUUGCCGAUUCUUUUUGACAAACAUCCAAGAGUCAACUGGAAAGGACACUUUCCUAAGCGCGAUCUAGUUGCGCUUUCCGCUGCUCCCCUUAUUAUUUAUCCUACUCAUUACACCGGGGAAAAUGGAUACAUCAGUGACACUGAAAAUUCGAUAAUUAUUGCUGCGAAUCAGGGAGCGUUAAAAACUGAACUAUGAAAUAUGUGUUUAUUUAAAAGUUGGCUCUUGGCGUUUAGUUUUGAGUCAGUUUUAUUUAAAUAAAUAAACAAAAGCAUAAUAAUAAUUAAAAUAAAUAUUUUAUAAAUUUUACUGCCUUAAAUAGCUAAAUUGAC
This is a messenger RNA of Cotesia glomerata, 1829 nucleotides long. RefSeq names its product glycosyltransferase 25 family member. The transcript is spliced from 3 exons. Bases 1 to 1695 code for a protein of 564 amino acids. Gene Ontology annotation, molecular function: procollagen galactosyltransferase activity. The record is from RefSeq and is a predicted model, not a curated record. Lineage: Eukaryota; Metazoa; Arthropoda; Insecta; Hymenoptera; Braconidae.